Nymphaea colorata (pocket water lily) is the source of this 2234-nucleotide messenger RNA. RefSeq names its product GTPase ERA1, chloroplastic. Bases 120 to 1385 code for a protein of 421 amino acids. The record is from RefSeq and is a predicted model, not a curated record. NCBI's taxonomy places the organism in Eukaryota, Viridiplantae, Streptophyta, Magnoliopsida, Nymphaeales, Nymphaeaceae. Gene Ontology annotation, molecular function: rRNA binding; ribosomal small subunit binding; GTP binding. Gene Ontology annotation, biological process: ribosomal small subunit assembly. The transcript is spliced from 10 exons.
AGGAGCAAGAUUCCGGAUAACGCUGCGUUAUUUUGUGGAGGUAUAAAUGGCUCUGUAAGAAUGAGUGCUCUUGGUGGCAGGGAACGAAGGCUGAGGAGGCCACCGCAUGCCUGAAUAGGAUGGAGCUUACUCUCCCCACUUGUGCUCCGCCACCACGACCGCCACCAGGAUUGUCCCCUUGCCCCUGCACCACUCACUUUCUCAUCUCCGUCGGCGGAGAGUCGACUAGAAGACACCUGCGCGCUUGCUCCCGUCUCAACUCAUCGUUCCCUUGUGCAAUUCCCUCGAGGUUGCGGACCAACGUUCUGGGUAGGCGGGAGGAGGUGGUGAAUGGUGAUGCGGAGGACGUGGCGGAUGAGAGUGGUGGUGCUCUGGAUGCCGCCUCUUUCCUGUCCCUGAAUGACAAGCCGAGGAGAGACCUGGCACUGCUUGACGAUUACGAGGCUGAAGAGCUCGACCUCCGCCCCGACCCCAACCACCGAAGCGGAUAUGUUGCUGUGCUAGGUAAGCCGAAUGUUGGGAAGAGCACUCUUUCAAACCAGAUGGUAGGCCAGAAGCUCUCUAUAGUUACUGAUAAACCUCAAACCACGCGUCAUCGGAUCCUCGGGAUUUGUUCAGCCGAUGAUUACCAAAUGAUACUCUAUGAUACGCCGGGGGUUAUUGGAAAGAAAAUGCAUAAACUUGAUGCAAUGAUGAUGAAGAACGUCCGGAGCGCUGCAAUCAAUGCAGACUGUGUGUUGGUAGUAGUUGACGCCUGUAAGAUGCCUGAGAAGAUCGAUCAAGUAUUGGAAGAAGGUAUAGGAUCUAACCAGGAAGAAAUUCCAACCCUUCUGGUGCUGAACAAGAAGGAUUUGAUAAAACCUGGUGAAAUUGCGAAGAGGCUUGAGUGGUAUCAGAAAUACACUAAUGUUGAUGAUGUCAUACCUGUGAGUGCAAAAUAUGGUCAUGGAGUAGAUGAUGUGAAGGAUUGGAUUUUAUCAAAACUCCCGUUUGGCCCUGCUUAUUAUCCUAAAGAUAUUGCUAGUGAGCACCCUGAAAGAUUCUUUGUAGCUGAAAUUGUAAGAGAGAAGAUCUUCAUGCAGUAUCGGGAUGAGGUGCCAUAUGCAUGUCAGGUCAAUGUUGUAAACUAUAUUACAAGGCCGACAUCAAAAGAUUUUAUUGAGGUUGAGAUAGUAGUUGAGAAAGAUUCCCAAAAGAUAAUCUUAAUUGGAAAGCAAGGCAAAGCCCUCAAACUUUUAGCUACGGCUGCACGCCUUGAUAUUGAAGAUUUUCUUCAAAAGAAGGUCUUUCUGGAGGUGGAAGUGAAGGUAAAGGGCAACUGGAGGCAGGACGAAGGUCUACUUAAAGACUACGGCUAUGGUGGUCAGAUACGUGGCUGGUACUAAAAUAUUUUCUACACGUGAGAAAUAUAUGCGGCAAUGAAGCUAUGUCCAUCCAGGCAGCCAUGCAUUACGUGAUGGAGAGCUUGGAGAAGUGCAACACGAGCAGGCUAGUAGGCGGAGAAAGUUGCUUCUGGGGGAACUCCCUCAUAGAGGAAUACCAUGUUCAACAUGUAACUGUGACAAUCUCUUCAUGCUGUAAAUGGUAGCAUAAACAUAGAAAAAUGGUGAUUCAUUUCUGUGUUUAACGGGUCUGAAUGUCAUCAGUUCAAGCAAAUUUUGUUGCUGUUGUGAAGAUAAGCAGCUUUUAGCUUGUUACCUGUAUGAUAUGAAUUGAGAGUUCAAUUUUGAAGGGAAGCUUGGAUUGUAUAAAUGAUUCUGUUGGAUGGUAAUGCCCCUUACUGAACCAAGACCUGGACACACGUGCUUCUCUGUCUUUCAUGCAGGAAGAUAAGUGACCAAAAUAAGGGGACAACUUUGAAGAAGGCAGACAAACUUCUUGAUGCAGUGGGAUGUAUCAGACCAAGUUUUGUGCAUUUGAAACUAGAAAGUACACCAGGAACAAUGUUACAAGAUAGGUCUUGAGGAACAGCUUGUGUAGUAGAGACUGCAAUGUUCCAUGCAUUAGAAUGGAAAUGUGGUACUCUCACUAUGCGAUUCUCUUCGCUGGUGGAAUUGAUGAAUGUUCUUUUUACUGUAUGGCUGCACCUUGGCCUUUGCUGCAUCAGAGCUUGUGAAUUUUUUCAAACAGAUUGAUCUAAUGGGGCAGGUUAUCGCUGUAAAAUGACCAGUGACGGUUAAGCUAUUCCAAGUGUCAUUAUUUAUGAAAUAAAUUUUGAGCUCAGUUCAGGUAAA